Molecule: messenger RNA, 2243 nt
Organism: Alosa sapidissima (American shad)
Lineage: Eukaryota; Metazoa; Chordata; Actinopteri; Clupeiformes; Clupeidae
Gene: lpcat4
Product: lysophosphatidylcholine acyltransferase 4
Exons: 13
Coding region: 433-1974 (513 amino acids)
Biological process (GO): phosphatidylcholine acyl-chain remodeling
Cellular component (GO): endoplasmic reticulum
Molecular function (GO): 1-acylglycerophosphocholine O-acyltransferase activity; calcium ion binding
Source: RefSeq, a predicted model, not a curated record
UAUGUUGGACUGGCUCUAUGUUUGGAUGGGGGGCGGGUCAGGUAUUUUGAAAAUGACGAGAACUUGGGCGCUCGAGAAGUCACUGUAUUGUCUUACAGACCAUGUGGAAGAAAGGACUAGAGCUCUCAUGUAGCCUUUAACAGAAGAUUCCGUAACCCUGGACAACAAGCCUUUGGAUUGUUGAUUAGACAGUAUUUUUAAAGUAGAACAACUCGUUUUAUUUAGUGAUUUUUUUUUGCAUCUCAGCGCUGAGCGUCUUUUUCAAUCUGGGCUUUUAAACGUAUCGUAGGAACACGUCGCUAAUACUGCCACGGCAUUUCAAAUAUAAGAUAAUUUGGUAAAAGGAACUUAUAUUACUUACAUUUUAUUCUACUUUUGGCCCUUGAGAUUGUCUUUUGAGUGAAUUUAGGUUAGGCUACUAAAAUUGUCGCUAUGGAGCGGCGUAAUAGGACGCAGGAGUAUCCCCACCCGUUUGUUCAUGAGGUUAAACUUACCACCGCACAGAGGAUCCGGGGGGUCGUGUUGGGCACAGUGCUGUUCCCCAUCCGUGUGACACUGGCCACCCUCUGCUUCCUCCUCAUGUGGCCUGUCGCGAGGCUGCGUCUGGCGGGCCUGUGCAGUGAAGAUCGCCAGAAGCCUGUUCGAGGCUGGCGCCGCUGGCUCGUCCACGAAAUCGUCAGGCUGCUGAGCCGUGGCGUCUUCUUCGCCGUGGGCUUCUUGUGGGUGAAGGUCAAAGGUCGGCGGGCCGGGGUGGCCGAGGCACCCGUGCUGGCAGUGGCACCACACAGCGGUUUCCUGGACAUGCUGGUGCUCUGCCUCACAGACCUUGCCACCGUGGUGUCCCGCUCGGAGAACAGCAGCCUGCCCGUGAUUGGAGCUCUGCUGGAGUUUAACCAGGCUGUACUGGUCAACCGCAAGGACCCGGAGUCAAGGAAGAAGUGUGUCAGCCAAAUAACCGAGAGGCUGACAUCCAAAGGCUACUGGCCUCAGAUGCUCAUGUUUCCAGAGGGGACCACCACGAAUGGCCGAGCGCUCAUCAAGUUCAAGCCUGGAGCAUUCUUAGCGGGAGUGCCUGUUCAGCCUGUGCUUCUGCAUUACCCAAACAAGUUGGACACAAUGCGUUGGACUUGGAAGGGAACCUCAUGGCUUCAGUCCUUGUGGCACACCACAUCUCAGUUCUAUACCAACAUGACCAUUGAGUUCCUGCCUGUCUACACUCCGUCACAGGAAGAGAAGGAGGAUCCCAACUUGUAUGCUGACAACGUGCAAAAGCUCAUGGCCAAGGCUCUGGGUGUGCCUGCCACUGAUUAUGUGAUGGAGGGCCGUUUUCCUGUGAAGCAUGUGGGUGGGCUCUCACUGCCUCUCGAAUCACCUGCCAGGGAGACCCUGAAGCUGCUGCACCAUGCUGGCCUCAGCACAUCUCAAGUGCAAACCGCGUUGAGCAGAAUGACUGACUGCUGUCAGUCAGGUCAGGAGAAGACUGUCUCUAUUGACCAGCUGCAGCAGUGGCUGGAGCUCUCUGAGAGAGAAACGGCAGCAAAAAUAUGCUCUCUUUUCUCCAAGAAGGAUGACUCUGUGGACCUCAGACUGAUCUGUUUGAGUAUCUCGACUGUCUCUGGUCUCUGUAGCCUUGAGGAUCUCCUGGACAAGGCCUUCAAGCUGUAUGACUGUGAUGGUGAUGGUGUCCUGACUGCAGAGGAGCUGGCAGGCCUGAUGGGGGCGCUGGUGGGUGCCCCUCAGUUCAACACUGCAAAUAUCUACUCUGAGCUGACCAGCAGGGGGCCUGCUAACAAAGAAGAGCUCCUGAAUCUACUGACUACAGAUACGACCUAUCAGGAGCUGGUUACUGUGUAUAUACGACCUGAGGGGGCGGAGCAUGAAGCAUCAUCACACCACAUGGCCAAUGGGAAGGAUGGCAAUCACAAUGGGACCAUGCAGAACGGCAACACGGUGGCCAAUAAGAAUGCAGAUUGAGAGUUCUAGGUGGCCAAUAAGAAUGCAGAUUGAGAGUUCUAGGUGGCCAAUAAGAAUGCAGAUUGAGAGUUCUAGGUGGCCAAUAAGAAUGCAGAUUGAGAGUUCUACCUGGUAUCUCCCACAGUUUUCAGAACCGUCUCAAGUGGACAUGACGGAUAGACACUUUAAAUUGUUUAAUAUGUUCUACAAGUAGUUUCAUCGUGGUGUGUGUGAGAAACUAAAUUUAUGUGUGUGUGUGUGUGUUUGAGAUUUUUUUUUUUAGGGGGGGG